CUAGUUCAGUAGUUCCUUCCUCUCCAAGUAGUUUCUUCCUCCAAUCUCCAAGAGGACGACCAACACUCCACCCUUCCCAUCUUCCAUCUCUCCUCCCUCCCUCUCCCGCAGCGGGCAGACCCCACCGGCCUCCACAUUGCCUCCACGCAGCCGCUCAGCGGCAGCCCCAAGGCCCCUCCGGUCUCCACAUCGCCCCCCACGCCCCGCACAGCCGGCAGCCACAAGACCCUCCAGGCGCACGCCCCGCACCUUCCUCCACGUAAAUGAGAUCAUAAUCUUCCCAUUCUUUAUAUCGGAUCAAUCUUUGCUUUAUAAUUUAAACAAUCAGGUGGUUGUUCCUAUAAUUUUGCUUGAAUUUGUGAGGUAAAAGUUAAGGAUACAGGACAAAAUUUUUUUAGAUAUCUUCUCUUUUUCAUUAAUUAUGACAUCAUAUUGACAUCACUGAUCAACCAACGGUUCGACCGAUCCGAUGACCUUCCGGGUCAGCCACCGAUCCCAUUUUCAAGGCCGUGGGUCUAUCCAUUUAAGUGAAACUUGCGCAGGAAGUGACCCGAGAAUCCGCGCUCGUUCUCUCUGCAUCCCCUCUCUGCAUCCAUACUCACUUUCAGUCUCUUUCUAGGUCUUCAGAGCUCAAAGCAGCAGCAAUGGAUCUGAAAAUGGAUCAGAAUGCCCCUCACACCAUGGGCACAACCAUCAUCGGAGUCACCUACAACGGAGGCGUUGUUCUCGGUGCCGACUCCCGAACCAGCACCGGAGUAUAUGUUGCUAAUCGGGCAUCAGACAAAAUCACGCAGCUGACAGAUAAUGUCUAUGUCUGUCGCUCUGGAUCGGCCGCAGAUUCUCAAAUUGUCUCUGACUAUGUGCGUUACUUUCUUCAUCAACACACGAUCCAGCUUGGGCAGCCUGCAACUGUUAAAGUUGCUGCCAACCUUGUCAGAAUGCUAUCAUAUAAUAACAAGAACAUGCUACAAACUGGCUUAAUUGUUGGUGGAUGGGAUAAGUAUGAGGGAGGUAAAAUAUAUGGAAUCCCUCUUGGUGGAACAAUUAUAGAGCAGCCUUUUGCUAUUGGAGGUUCUGGAUCCAGUUACUUGUAUGGAUUUUUUGAUCAAGAGUGGAAAGAAGGAAUGACCAAGGAAGAAGCUGAGCAAUUAGUGGUGAAGGCAGUUUCACUUGCCAUUGCACGAGAUGGUGCUAGUGGGGGUGUUGUUCGUACUGUCAUUAUAAACUCAGAGGGAGUAACGAGAAACUUCUAUCCAGGUGACAAGCUACCUCUUUGGCAUGAGGAGUUGGAGCCCAAGAAUUCAUUGCUGGAUAUUCUAAACGCUUCUAGUCCAGAGCCAAUGAGCAUGUAAUACAGAGGGUCAGACAACCUAUAAAUAAACAUAAAACGUUUGUAAUUCAAGUCUAUUGGGACUUUCAUUUUCUAUGGGCUCAAAAAGUGUAGUAUUCGGAUUGUGCACAUUAUCUCAUAUUUAUCCCUUGGCUAAACUAGAGGACUGGACCAUAUGAAACAAAUAUUAGCAUGCUUGUGUUGUUCGACUGAUUUGCAUUUUCGACUCCAACCAUCACGUGGGAGCCGUUCAUAUGAUUUGCACGGAAAAGAACUAGAAAUUGUUUCAUUAAA
Malania oleifera is the source of this 1624-nucleotide messenger RNA. RefSeq names its product proteasome subunit beta type-6. NCBI's taxonomy places the organism in Eukaryota, Viridiplantae, Streptophyta, Magnoliopsida, Santalales, Ximeniaceae. Gene Ontology annotation, cellular component: proteasome core complex. The transcript has 8 exons. The coding region runs from base 645 to 1352 and encodes 235 amino acids. The record is from RefSeq and is a predicted model, not a curated record. Gene Ontology annotation, molecular function: threonine-type endopeptidase activity.